Pelobates fuscus (common spadefoot toad) is the source of this 569-nucleotide messenger RNA. It is a transcript of the gene MEIG1, whose product is annotated as meiosis/spermiogenesis associated 1. Gene Ontology annotation, cellular component: nucleus. The record is from RefSeq and is a predicted model, not a curated record. The coding region runs from base 233 to 520 and encodes 95 amino acids. Lineage: Eukaryota; Metazoa; Chordata; Amphibia; Anura; Pelobatidae. The transcript has 3 exons.
CCUCGGGCAUGCACAGUUGGUGCUCGUGCCUGCAGUGAGGGUGCGUUGCUGGUUGCUAGGAUACCGCGGACUCUGUUCGUUGUGGCCGUUGAAUCCGAGACAGCUGGAAGAGACGGCGAUACCGGCAGCGAUAUCCACAAACCGGGGGACAGUCAGACUUAUUACACACCUCCGCACACAGCCGCAGCCCUGCAGUUUGCUGUUAAAGAAAACAUCAGAAGAUUUUAAUAGAAUGUCUGGGCAGGAUAUUGGAGACAUGAAUUCUGAAGUCAAGCCAAAAUCAAUGACUCGUGCAAAGCAGUGGUCAGAUGAGAUUGAAAAUUUGUACAGAUUCCAAACAGCAGGCUAUCGAGAUGAACUGGAAUACAAGCAUGUAAAACACGUUGACUUGGUGGAUCGUUGGCCUGAAACAGGCUUUGUGAAAAAACUGCAAAGAAAAGAUAAUACCUUCUAUUACUACAAUAAGCUUAGAGAAUGUGAAGAUAAGGAGGUUCAUAAAGUUAAGGUGUAUGCAUAUUAAAAAAAAAAAAACUAAAUAAAUAAAAACAGCUUGAUGGAUGAACUGCCAA